GGUGGCAACAUCCUAACUGUCACUUGGAAAUGGCAUGCUUCAUUUCUUACCAGACUAUUCUCGAAAAUUACGAGAAAACGAAGUGAUUCGCAACUAGCACGCGGGUUAUUUGUAAUCAUAUUGUGUGUUGAAUCAAUCUCUAGCGUUACGAUUGGGUUCGCCGAUCACAACGUGUCAAAAAUCUUGACUGUCACGGUUUUGACUUGACUCCGUGUGUGGUGAUCUCAAGAAAAGUUAAUUCUAAGACCUUGUGUGUAUAAUCAAUCUUGAAAAAUGGCCAAAUGGGGCGAAGGUGAUCCUAGAUGGAUUGUGGAGGAGCGGCCAGACGCUACAAAUGUGAACAACUGGCAUUGGACGGAGAAAAAUGCAGGACCGUGGUCGAAGGAGCGGCUAAAAGAGCUGCUGAAUAAUUUCAAGAUAGCGCAAAAUGGUGUAGAUUGUAAGGUGACAGAGGUGGAGAAGCUGGACGGUGAGGCUUCAGCGAAUAAUAGGAAAGGAAAGUUAAUAUUUUUCUAUGAAUGGGAUAUUAAAUUGAAGUGGGAAGGCACCUUGGCUGGUAGCAAGGAUGUCGUGAAGGGAGAAGUGAGCAUUCCGAACUUGUCGGAGGAGAACGACGUUAGCGAAGUGGAUAUUUCAGUCACAAUCAAAGGCAGCGGUGAGGAAGCUCAGAGGGUCAAAGCGUUUAUGCACAACGUAGGCCGAGAUAAAAUCCGUAAGCAGCUCUCAGAGUAUGUCCGUAGUCUCAAAGAAGAAUUCUCCAAAGGUCUCAUUCUACCCAAGAAGGGAGAAACCACCGUAAAACCAGAUAAUGUCUCAAUGAUCACCAGCGGUUUCAAUAAGAAAGUUAGCAUGGACCCCAUAGUAGCUCCGAAGAAUAAUCAGAUUGGUUGCAAGUUGGAUACGAAGAGCAUUGAGCUGUCGGAGAAGUUUCAGUGUCGUGCACAGGAGUUCUAUGAUGCUAUGACUCGAAUAGAAAUGGUUACUGCUUUUACACAGGGUCAUGUGAAAAUGGAAGCGGAGAAGGGUGGCAAGUUUGCUCUCUUUGGCGGUAACAUUACGGGCGAGUUCAGGGAGCUGGUGCCUCCAAAGAAGAUAGUCCAGUAUUGGCGGUACAAACAGUGGCCGGAACAACACUUCUCUGAAGUCACAUUUAUUAUUGAUGAGAAGGACGACCACACCCUGGUGACAGUGAAGCAGGACCUGGUCCCGACCGCGGAGGUGGACCAGACCCGCGACAACUGGCGGCGGUACUACUUCGACAGUAUUAAGCGCGCGUUCGGCUUUGGAGCGUUCCUGUGAUGCGGUACGCUUAUUAGGUUGAAUUUUAACAGUAAAGCGGUUCUGUUGAAGAUAGCACCCGUAAACGACAUGUUUUGUAAAAUGCAAGAUUUCAUUUUAUGUAAAUUUUGUAAUGAAACUGUGAUGAAUAACUUAAUUAUGCCGGUUUGUGAAUGCGCUGCGGAUAUGAAUUCAAGGCUUGUAGUUAGAACAAAUGGUUUUUUUAAUUUCAAUUUCUGCGGUCGAGUCUCGAGGUAGUUUCUGUGAAGUGGCGCUAGUGUCGAAAAUUGUCACCUUAUUUUAAAGGGGUUAAAGUGAGUUGUACGUUUGAUGUAGUCUUUUAGCCCUAGAAUUAAAGGAAUGAUAUUUAAUAAUGCGUUGAAAUAUGAUGAUAGCAAAUACAUCAUUAAAUCACUCCAUAUUUUCUACUGGUGAAUGAAAAGUGUACUUUAAAUGCCAUGCCAUUAGAGCCCUUUUAAUAGGAGCAGACAUGAUUGUGUCUUAUUUCUUUUGGAAUAGAGUCUAUAAAAAGUUUCAUUGUUGUAAAUACACGCCUAUGCUAUCGCAAUUUUGAACUUUAUCACAAUAUGUAUUAAGUUGAAUGUGAAAUGAAAAUGUCCUAAAAUUAUUGCUUUCUUCAUCCUGGGGACGUGAUUUCAGAAUGGAUGAUCAUGUGUGAUGCUUUAUUACUCAAUGAAUUGCAAGGCAAACAGCACUUUGUACUCCAGAUAUAAAGUUUAAAAUCGAAUGCCAAUGGCUUCCUAGUUACUAAUAAUAAUAAUUAUAUUAAUGUUAUCCAAAUAGUUUAGGAAAUAAAUAUACAAUUGUUGAGGUAAUGAUUUCUGAUGACUUAAGUUGUACUGCCAUGUAUCUACCUCGUUUAGUGGCCUAUGAAGAUGUAACUUAAAUAUAAUCAAGUCAUCAUUCUUCCCUUUUAGUCAUAUUGAACCGAUUAAAAAUAAAUAGUAGUUGUGUGUUUUGUACUUACAAUUUUAUAUUGAGAAUCUUGGCUGUUGUUGAUGUAUUAAUUCUUUCAGUGAUCGAAAAUGCAAUACUUUUAAUGAUAUGUGUUUAUUAACUAGUCAUUUGUCAUAAUUUUAUAUGAAUUUCCAACGUGAUUUCAUAGUUUUGUGCAAUUUUAAAUUAAAACUAAAUCUACAAGAGUUUACUAAUGUAUAAUAUACUGUAUUUAGCAUUUCUUUUUAUCAUCGCACCGCUCGCCAUCGACAGGGGGUUCACGCUCACUCAUUGGAGCCAAUAUGGUCCCGUACAGUUCGG
Messenger RNA from Spodoptera litura, 2556 nucleotides. It is a transcript of the gene Ahsa1, whose product is annotated as activator of 90 kDa heat shock protein ATPase homolog 1. Lineage: Eukaryota; Metazoa; Arthropoda; Insecta; Lepidoptera; Noctuidae. The record is from RefSeq and is a predicted model, not a curated record. Gene Ontology annotation, biological process: protein folding; positive regulation of ATP-dependent activity. Gene Ontology annotation, molecular function: ATPase activator activity; protein-folding chaperone binding. Gene Ontology annotation, cellular component: cytosol.